Electrophorus electricus (electric eel) is the source of this 1728-nucleotide messenger RNA. RefSeq names its product v-maf avian musculoaponeurotic fibrosarcoma oncogene homolog Bb (gene mafbb). Gene Ontology annotation, molecular function: DNA-binding transcription factor activity, RNA polymerase II-specific; RNA polymerase II cis-regulatory region sequence-specific DNA binding. Gene Ontology annotation, biological process: regulation of transcription by RNA polymerase II. NCBI's taxonomy places the organism in Eukaryota, Metazoa, Chordata, Actinopteri, Gymnotiformes, Gymnotidae. Gene Ontology annotation, cellular component: nucleus. The record is from RefSeq and is a predicted model, not a curated record.
ACUGCGAUCACUCCAGUAAACACAAGUGACAGUUCACUUUUACAGUAGUACUGAGGUUAUUUUUAUGUUAUUGAUAGGACCUAGAGGCUUUUGUUAAUGUCGAUGUUUUCGAAGCCGUUUACUUACGUUUGAGCGAGAACAAAGAGGAUAAGUAAUUGAUUUUGAUGCAAGUUUGUGUUUUUCAAGGUUGAUGGGGUCGAUGUAAGCAAAAACACAAUACGGCAUUUUUGUAAAUUCUAAAAUUUUAUCCAAGUAAAGAUGACGGCGGAACAACAUGCGCCUCUGGAACUUCCGAAAAAUCCACUGAUUCUGGAUUACAGCGAUUUUGACAUGAUGAAGUUCGAAGUGAAAAAAGAGGUUUCGCUGAGCACGUUCAUGAAUCAGUGCGGUCAGCGUGUGCCGGGCUCCGUGUCUACGACCCCUCUGAGCACACCGUGCAGCUCGGUGCCCUCGUCUCCUAGCUUCAGCCCCGGCGGCCCGCGAACCAGCGCUGAGGAUCUCUACUGGGCAAUAAGCGCCAGCACAUACCCCCAGCAACUCGAACCACACGCUUUAGACAUUGCACCGGAGGACGCGGGCGAAAUCUUUGGCGCCAGUAACAUCCACGGACACGCUUCUCUUCAAGUUCAUCAACAGCUUCAUCAUGUUGACUACGAAGGAUACAGGACAGGGCGCCAGUUUCACGGCCAAACUCCAAACAUUCAGCAGUGUCCGCAACAAUACCCUGGAAUAGUCCACAAUUCAGAAGCGCUCGUCGUUCAUCCUGCGACACACGAUUUUGCGCACGGUAAAAAUGAAUAUCAUUAUAUGCAAGAUGUUGACAGCCCAGCAGCAGGUGUAACCCAGUCCUUUAAUCAUCUGAGAUCUCAAAACAUUCACCAACAACAGCAAAGACGGCAGGACCGCAGCACCGGCUUGGAAAACCGUUUCACCGACGAGCAGCUCGUGUCCAUGUCUGUCCGCGACCUCAAUCGCCAUCUCCGGGGGAUGAGCAAGGACGAGGUUAUCCGCCUGAAGCAAAAACGCCGCACCCUUAAAAACCGGGGCUACGCUCAGUCGUGCAGGCACAAACGCGUCCAGCAAAAACACAUCUUGGAGCACGAGAAGACGAACCUCGCAACUCAAGUGGAGGAGUUAAAGCACGAGCUCGGCCGGUUGGUCCGGGAGAGAGACGCUUAUAAACUGAAAUGUGAAAGAUUAGUAAGCGGGAUGAACAGUCACAACCGUGGGUCUUCCAGUGAAAGCCCCUCAUCUCCGGAAUUUUUGUUAUAGCUUUUAAAACUGGAUUUUUAUAGCAUUUUAUCAGUUUAAAUAGAUUUUUAUCUCAAAUGUUAUUGUAUUUCCCCCUCUUUGUUUUCCACCUUUUCACUUUUGUUACUUCAUUGGUGUAUGGUUGCUGGAUUUCUCCAAAUAAAUUGUGACGUUUUGGUUUGGUGUACAGGGACACAGUAUCUGUUUCCUCUGGCCUGAGCCAGCUCAGUAGGAGAUGCGGCACCUCCAGCAGUUCCUGUGAACUAUGUAGAUUUUUUGGGGGCAUUUUUAAGUUAUGCCUUUGUUUUUGUGUGUGUGUUGUAUUAUUUGUAUUGUAUUAAUCACUGUUCCACAAUAUAAUUCUUUAAAUAAUUUGUUAGUCUACAUAUCGAUCUUUUUCAGAGGAGAAAAAGCUGUUAACCUGAUAAUAUUUCUGCUAUUUCCUUUUAAAUAAACCUUAAAAAUGCAUUGCAUUCA